AUAAAACGUCUCCACUGCCCCCAGUCUUUACGCUUCACAGACGUACACACUCUCAUCCCAUCGAUCCAAAAAUGGCUGAAAAAUCAGAGGAAGAGCAAGAAGCUCUCCGUCUCACAUCCCUAGCAGAGAAGAAGUACAACAAUUCCAAUCUCAAAUCAGCCCUAAAAUAUGUCAAGAGAGCCCAUCGUCUCUGCCCCGACCUCGACGGCGUCGCCGAAAUGGUCACCGCCUUCAAAAUCCUCCGCGUCGCCGCCAAAGCAGCCACCACCGCCACCGCCACCGCCACCGCCGCUGAAACACCCGACUGGUACAAGAUCCUUCAGGUCGAGCCCUUCUCUCACAUCAACACCAUAAAAAGUAAGUACAAGAAGCUAGCCCUAACCCUACACCCCGACAAGAACUCAUUCGUGGCCUCCGAAGAAGCCUUCAAGCUCGUCGGAGAGGCGUUUAGGGUUUUGUCCGAUAAGAUUAGGAGGAAAGAGUAUGAUAUGAAGCUAAGAAUCGCGAUGCAGUCGGCGGCGACUGAGGCCAGUGGAGGAGGCACGGGGGAGACUUUCUGGACGGCGUGUUCGGCUUGUAGGUUGCUUCAUCAGUUUGAGAGGAGGUAUUUAGGGCAUAAUUUGAUGUGUCCGAAUUGUAAAAAGGGUUUUAAAGCUGUGGAGGUUUCUGGAGAGGUUGUGGAUGGUGAAGAAAGGGUUGAAACUAGGGCUAGUGUUAGGGUUAGGAGGAGUGUGGAGGCAAAGCAGAAAAUGAGUAGUGUUGGGGAGGUUUUGCAGAGGUCGAAGCCGAGGAGGACUGAAAGGGUGAGGAAUGUGGGUGUAAAUAUGGAUUCAAAUAGUGAUGGUGGUGUAAAUGUGAGUUUGAGGUCGAAGAGGGUUGAAAGGGUGAGGAAUGCAGGUGUAAAUGGGGAUUCAACUAGUGAUGGUGGUGUAAAUGUGAGAUUGAGGUCGAAGAGGACUAAAAGGGUGAGAAAUGUAGGUGUAAAUUGGGGUUUGAAUGGUGAUGGUGGUGUAAAGGAAAGAUUGAAUUCGAUGAGGGUCGAAAGGUCCAGAAUUGUGGGUAAGAAAGAGGAAAGGAGUGGUGGGGCUAAGUCAUUGGAUGACUCGAAGUCCAAGAGAGUGAAGAUUGGGGAAGAAACCAUGACAUUAGCAGAAAUGCAAUUGUUAGCAAAGAGAAAGGUGCAACAGAAGGCGAAAUUGAAGGAAAAGGAUAGUAUAGAUGAGAAAGAGAAGGCGAGGGGGAAGAAAGAGAGUAGGAGUUCAGAAAUUGAGAGACCAAGGGGUUCCAAGAGCAGGAGUUUAGAAAUUGAGGAACAUGAAAGGUCCAAGGGUGAGGAUUUGGAGAUCAUGGCUGUGGAGGAUUCAGAUUUCUAUAAUUUUGAUAGAGAUAGGGUGGAGAGGAGUUUUAAGAAAGGCCAAGUGUGGGCUAUUUAUGAUGAUGGUGAUGGAAUGCCAAGGCAUUAUGGGUUGAUUGAUGAAGUUGUUUCAGUGAAUCCUUUUGAGGUGGAGAUGAGUUGGUUAGACCUUCAAAACAAUGGAGAUGAGGAGUUGAUUUGUUGGGAGAAAAUGGGAUUUCAUAUAUCUUUUGGGAGGUUUAAGGUAGUUAGGAAGAUUUUAAUUAAAUCUGUGAAUGUUUUUUCACAUAUUGUGGAUUGCGAAAGAGCAGCAAGAGAGGUGUAUAGGAUUUAUCCAAAGAAGGGUUCAGUUUGGGCUCUUUAUAAUGAAAAUGCUUUGGACGCACGAGGAACAAACCUGUUACCCAAGGAUGGUCACUGUUAUGACAUAGUUGUCUUCUUAACAAAUUACUGUGAGAUGCAUGAUUUGAGCAUGGCUUACCUAGAGAAGGUUAGUGGGUUUAGAACAGUUUUCAAGAGGAGAGAGAUUGGGUCUCAUGCUAUCAGAUGGCUAGAAAAAGAUGAUGUUCGGUCAUUUUCACAUCAGAUUCCUGCAAGGAAACUUUCUGGAGAAGAAGCCUCCGGCCUUCCCAGAUACUGUUGGGAACUUGAUCCUGCUGCACUUCCUCCCGAGUUGCUUAGUAUUAGUUGGGAGAGAUAGUGUCUGCUUGUUUGGUGACAAAUACCUGAUGUGCUAUGGAUGUCUAGUGAUUCUUUGGUCUCCCUAUUUGGGUGAAUUUUGGUCUGAUUGGAAGAAAAGUAUCAUUGUGAGGUAAAAUCUGAACUCUUUGUAUUGUUUUUUGUUACAUCAUGAAAAAUUUUCAAUUCUUGUGACGUCAUUGGACCAAUGGUUUGUCAAUCACAAGGCAUCGCUACUGUAAGUAAAGCUUAAAUGGAAGUUUCAAGCACAAUUAUAAUUAGUGAAACAAUGUGCUUCUUCUGGUGAAACCUUAUGUAUAUUCAUAUAUGAUGAUGAUAUUAUUGAUAUAUUGCUAUAGAUUUGAUCAGGUGCUUAUAUGUUGC
Messenger RNA from Cornus florida, 2416 nucleotides. RefSeq lists its product as uncharacterized. NCBI's taxonomy places the organism in Eukaryota, Viridiplantae, Streptophyta, Magnoliopsida, Cornales, Cornaceae. The transcript has a single exon. The record is from RefSeq and is a predicted model, not a curated record. The coding region runs from base 72 to 2054 and encodes 660 amino acids.